CACAUAAUCAAGAGAAUUAUAGUUUAUAAAAUAUUUUUUUCAUAUAUAUAUAUAUGUGUGUGUGUGUGUGUGUGUGUGUGUGUGUGAGAAAAAAACUACGUAGGGUUCCUUAAACAAAAGGUAAAUCUAUCGGUGAUAAAGUAAUUAAAAACUCUUGCUGCCCGUGUAGCCUGACUGGUCUCCAGAUUGAGGCUCGGAGUGAGACCUCUCUCCUCUCUUCUCAUCUCUAGUCUUUAUUCAUAAAAAUGUCUGGAAAACGUAAUUUUCACUGCCCAAUGCAGUCGCUCUGAUGUGACACAAUGGAAGGUGCGAGGUUAGAAAAGCUGGAGGCGGUGCGUUCAUGACGCUCACAGUCACCUCAGGAGCUGAACAUCUCCACCAGCCUCACUGUUACAUUACAGAGCAUUACAGUAGGAUAGAGCACAAUUUUAUUAAAGUUAAAAAAUAUUUAUACGUCAGAUUUCACACCAGGGUUUAUUUUGGUGAGGUUAUGGAAAAGGCGCUGCUGUGAGACAGGACAGAGCCGAACCACUUGUCGUUUCAUCCACGGAGAUAAUGAUGAAGAAGGACGUUACCUUAAACCUGGUCGACGACGCGGAUCUUAAACCGCACCUUCGCGACGCCGACAGCAUCCUCAGCUCCCCGGAUCUCGGUCUCCUCAAGCUGGCCUCUCCGGAGCUGGAGAGGCUGAUCAUCCAGUCCAACGGCAUGGUCACCACGACGCCCACCAGCUCCCAGUUUCUCUAUUCGAAACCGGUGACGGACGAGCAGGAGUUCGCCGAAGGCUUCGUGAAGGCGCUGGAGGAUCUCCACAAACAGAACCAGCUGAGCGCGGAGGUGCAGGGCAGCGGCGGCGUCGGCGGCGGCAGCAGCAUGGACCUGGGAUCCAACCUCGUCCCGGUCACUCUCCAGCCGGACCUACCUGUUUACACAAACCUGAACAAUUACGGUUCUGUACCACUGGGAACCAGCGUGAACUAUUCCACAGACACGGCUCCCUUCCCGCCUCAUCACCUGCAGCCGGAGCUCUCUCCGGUGCCGCCGCUGAAAGAGGAACCUCAGACUGUCCCCGACGUUCAAAGCUUCGGGGAGAGUCCCCCGCUGUCCCCCAUCGACAUGGACUCCCAGGAGCGCAUUAAAGCCGAGAGGAAGAGGCUCAGGAACAGGAUCGCGGCUUCCAAGUGUCGGAGACGCAAACUGGAGCGAAUCUCCAGGCUGGAGGACAAGGUGAAAACACUGAAGAACCAGAACAGCGACCUGGCGUCGACGGCCAACCUGCUCCGGGAUCAGGUGGCCCAGCUGAAGGAGAAGGUGCUGAGCCAUGUGAACAGCGGCUGUCAGCUGCUGCCACACGAGGUUCAGGUGCAUUAAUCUGAUGGACAGAGUUGCUGUGGACCAAAAAAUAAGCUUAAAGACCUCAUAGGUGUCGUUUUUAUUUCUGUGAUGCAGCCCAGAUGUGUGCUGUUGUUGACAAAUUCUACAUUCACCGAUCAGUUUUUGAAACAUCUCAACACAGCGGUUAAAGAGACUGUACAGAUUCAUCAGACCGGCAGCUUCACUGGACACGUUUUCUCCUCCAAUUCAAUUUUCUGCUGCCUAAAUCUACUCAGUUGUCAGCUUCUGUGAACAGAACGUGGUUUUUCAUCAACGAUUGUCUUUUCUUUCUUUUUUUAGAUUUAUGCCGAAAUAAAGAAGUUCUGC
Messenger RNA from Cynoglossus semilaevis (tongue sole), 1701 nucleotides. RefSeq names its product transcription factor jun-D. The record is from RefSeq and is a predicted model, not a curated record. The transcript has a single exon. Gene Ontology annotation, cellular component: transcription regulator complex. Gene Ontology annotation, biological process: regulation of cell cycle; regulation of cell population proliferation; regulation of transcription by RNA polymerase II. Lineage: Eukaryota; Metazoa; Chordata; Actinopteri; Pleuronectiformes; Cynoglossidae. Bases 556 to 1371 code for a protein of 271 amino acids. Gene Ontology annotation, molecular function: RNA polymerase II cis-regulatory region sequence-specific DNA binding; DNA-binding transcription factor activity, RNA polymerase II-specific; transcription factor binding.